GAAGGGGAUGUUGCAGGUUUGGAGAGAAGCCUGGCAGGGUGCCUAAAUGCAGUGUUCCAAGUAGAUGAAAAGACGAACACACCUGUCCACUGUAUCCCCCCACAUCAUGUCUGUGCCACACUGGAGAUGCUGUCUGUCUUGCUUCCUGCAAAUGGGUUGGAUAAUGUACACACUAAGGAGUUGCGGUCCUGCGUGUGUGGUCUACUGUGUUACAUCUACAGACAUGUGCCCGAGGGUUAUGAGGGGUGUGUGAGUCUGAGGCAACACCACCUGCAACAGGCCGUCCUGGGGCUACUGCAGCACCUGGGGACAGCUGUGCACCUGGGGACAGCUGCUGGUUCUCAGCAGUAUCUAGUCCCUUGCCUCUUUGAAGCCAUUUCUGCCAAGAUGCCUCCUGUCAAAGGUGAUGAUCCUGCUAGAGGUCAGGGUUCAUCUGACCAGGAAAGUGCCAGCAGUGGGGAUGAGAAGCUGGAGAAGAGGGGCAAGCUGUCUCGCAGGAGAAGCCUGCUUCCAACUCAGAGCCAGAGGGCAACAAGCAGCAAACAACAAAAACAGACUGGAGAUUCACAGUCAAUAGAGAAGCCAGAGGUUUACCAACUGUUGGAGAAGAAGUUGCAAGAGUUGUGCCUUAAGUUACAGCAAGAGCCUACAAAGGAGACUGUAUUAAGCCUGUUGGAGGGUAUCAGAGUUGCUGUGGAAGUCUCAGUGAGGUGUGCAGCAAGUCGAGGCAUUGUGAAGGAAUGGCUUCCUGCCAGCUACCUGCAGAACCUGUGCAGUGUGUGGUUCAACACAUUAAAGCAGGCACCAGCCUUGUUGUCAAAGGACGACCUUAAGGAAUGUUACCUACUGGUGGUACAGUCAAUAGGUGCAGUGUUGUCUGUGUCAGAUAUAUCUGCAUUUGGAGGGGAGAACUUGCGGCUCAUGACUAUGGUGUUGUCUUUCCCAUGGCUACUGGAGGAUCAGAACUGGUUGGACCUCAGGGUUUCUGGCUGGUGUUCUGCAAAAGAAGCAGCUGAUCUGUGUGGACAGUUUGCUGAGGCUAUUGGUGCUGAAGCUGAAUCUCUAUGUGUUAACCUCUUGGCUCUUGUACCGAGAGAGGUGGCCCCUAAAUGGAGAAUCCACAUCAUGAAGGCUGCACUGAAUGACAGCAGUGUCCAAGUAAGGACCAGUCUGGUGAGAUCCUUCCCCAUCCUCCUGCACACCCUGGGCCACAACUCUCACCAUCUGGUGUAUGAUAUACUACACCCACUGAUCAGAGACAAGGUACCAGAGGUGCUCCAAGCCAUCUCCUCUACACUGGGACAACUAUCCUGUGUGGUAGCAAAGUCUACACACCUCUCAAGGAACAACUCCAGUGAUGACCAUCUGUACAAGGUGACAAGGCUUGGCUGCUCUGUCUGCCAACAGAAAGGCAUAUCUGGACCCACAGCCAGUGGACACCCUGUGGAUCCAUCAAUGUUCCUGCCUUUCACCCAGCUGUUACAGAACAAGGAUGAAGCUGUUAGGACUGGAAUGGUCGAGUCCAUCCCAGAGUUGUUCUCCCACAUCCGAGUGUCAGCGGACGUCCCUGCCUCCAUGUCCCUGCUGCAGAACUUCCUCUCUCCGGUGGAGGACUCCUCCUAUGAUGUCAGAAUGGGAUUCAGCAAACAGGUUGGCCACCUGGCGCGAGGGUGGUUGAGUGACUCGUCCAGCCCCCUGGUGGCCAAGCUGAAAUCUGCAUACCUGCGAGCAAACAGCAGCUCCAACAGUAUUCCUCUUCAGGAGACAGUGGUGCUUACCAUUGGGCAGUUGGGCAGAAUAGCUGAAGGUGACUUGUUUGGUGUAGUGUUGAUAAACCUGCUGAUCAGUCUGGUGUCCCUGUCCCCUGUGCUGGCAGCUCUGGCCUACAGUGAGAUUCAUGACAUUACGAAGGUCAGGAAGACAAACCUCACCUCCCUCCUCACCAAACAGAGGCCCAUCAUUUGUAAGUGGUUGUCUGAAGUUCUCCAUGACUCCCAGAGUUCUGGUGGCAGUUCUACAUGUAGACUGAAAAACCCUGCUGGAAUUUUGAGUGAGGUUGCCAGUGUCUUUGGAUGUGAAGAUGUCAGAAAAUUUUUGUUGAUGUGUCUCCAGACUCUCCUACCACAGCUGGUACACAAGGCCUGUCCUGAAACAUCUGCCAUCAUCAGACUCAUUGCCAAGGAACUGGAAAUGAAUCGACAAGACCUGCUGAUCAACAACUUCAAGUACAUCUUCCGCUACCUGGCCUGUAACUGUAAGACAGACGAGAAGGAGAGGGCACUUGAGUUUGUACAGAACGAGACCCAGAUAGAGCUGAGGAGCCUCCUGAGGUCCGACUACCAGGGGCUCCACAACGAGCUGCUCCUCUAUAUCAGCUCCCACUACAGCCAGGUCUUCGCUGGUCUGGCCACCGUGGCUGCUUCCACCCGCGAAGGGAAGGGCAAGGGCAAGGUCCCCAGGGAGAUCACUACAGCACAGGAGAUGGCUGAGUUUCUACAGCCAUGUUUGCUGGGUAUCCUGGCUUUUUUUGACUCCCAGCUGCUCACCACCUCAAUACCAAUGGAGGAUAAGAAGUUGGCACUGGAGAGCCUGAUCACCUUGAUGAAACUGAUGGGACCAAAACACAUCACAACUGUGAGAGUCAAGGUCAUGACUACAUUAAGGAUUUGUCUCAGAUUCAAAGUUAAGGGGUUUCCCGAACUGAGCUGCAGGGCCUGGGACUGCUUUGUGCACAGUGUGGAGUUGUCGUGUCUGGGCCCCAUGUUGAGUCAGAUCGUGGUGACCCUCCUACCCUUACUACAGACACAGGCAAAGCCUGUCGCAGGCAUCUUCAGCUUCCUCAUACAGGACAAUAGGGAAGCUUUGCAGGACCACUUCCAUGAACUGUACUUCAUGCCAGAGCUGCCGGAACUUUCCAAGAUCAACGCUGUGCUCAAACAACAUAUAGAAACACCAUCCAGCCAAUCUGACCUGAAGAGUCAGCUGAAGCACUCCCUGAAGGGGCUGGGGCACGAGAGCCUGGAUGUGAGACUACACGCCCUCUCCAAGCUCAAGCAACAGCUGCAUGCUAACCAGGUGGCGCUACAUGAGAUGGUGGAGGGGAGUGAGACUGCUGAUCCAAUCAUCUCACACCUGGUGUCAGUGCUGUUGUCUUCCUGUCGUGAGUCUGACAAGACAGCGAGAAGCCUUGUAGGAGAGUGUCUGGGAGAACUGGGUGCUAUUGAUCCAGGAAGAUUGGAUCUUAAGGCCCAUGGACAAAAGGAAGAACUAUCAAAAUUCCAGGCUGGAGUUGAUGAUAUCAACUUUGCCCAUGACCUGAUCAUGGAGCUGGCUCGAGCCUUCCUGGCCGCUACCGACACCAGGUCACAGGACUGCUCUGCAUUUUCCAUACAAGAGAUACUUCAGACAUAUGAGUGUCGGGAGGGAACAAAGGACACCCUGGGGCGAAGGCUGUGGAGGGGGUUUCCAGAACACAUUCAGGAGAUUCUUUUACCUCAUUUACACUCCAAGUACAUUGUGUUCUCCACUGCUACAUGGACCAACAUGAAGAAGCCCAUCUACCGUAGUAACAAAGGGAGCACCUUCCAGGACUGGGUCUACAACUGGACAGGCUACCUCAUCACUAAGGUAAAGCAGGACAUGGCGUCCCGUGUGUUCCGUGCCUGCAGCACUGUCACCAAGUACAAUGAAACUACAGCUCUGUUCCUGCUGCCCCAUGUGCUGCUGCACGCACUGUUGGAUGGCAGCACUGAAGAGAAACAGGAGGCCUGUAACGAAAUCCUGGCAGUUCUGAAGUACGCUGAAAAGAUGGAGGAGAAGGGGGCGCAGGAUUUCUCCCACAUGGCAGCGCAGACCGUGUUCUCGGUGCUGGACCACCUCACACGCUGGUGUCGCCACAGACAGCUCACCCUGUCGGUACAGAGGGACGAUGGGAAAAAGGGCAACAGGUCAUCAGAUAGGGUUCUCCUGCGAGACGACAGCCCGUACAACUCGGUGCAGGGUUUCCUGGACCUGAUCCCUCAGGACGUGCUGGCCGUGGCAUCCUUCCACUGCAGGGCCUACACGCGGGCACUCAUGCACUUUGAGUCCUACCUGUCCGCCAGUAAACCUGACAUAGAACCACAGUUGUGCUUGUUACAGAAGCUGUAUGUAGCCAUGGAUGAACCAGAUGGGGUAGCUGGGGUGAUGGCCAUACGUAAGAGUGAGCCUGACAUUAAGGAACAGAUUCUUCAGCAUGAGAGCAUAGGAGAGCUGCGUGAUGCGUCUGCGUGCUACGAGCGAGCGCUGCAGACGGAGGCCAGCACCGUGCCUCACCACCAGGGCCUGCUGCGCUGCCUACUGGGGCUGGGACAGCUCACCACGGCCAUGGUGCACGUCAACGGGGUUCUCGCAGAUAAGCCAGAGUGGACCAAGGACCUGAAUGCCUUCAGGGUGGAGGCCUCAUGGCAGCUGGGUAACUGGGACGGACUGGAGAACUAUCUGAAAGUCUACAAUGGAAAGUCUGAGAGCAAGGGUUCCAGUAACUGGAGUGUUGGACUAGGAAAGAUUCUUCUGGCUGCAAAACACAGGGAUGAGGAAGACUUCUGGCACCAGCUGCAGAUUGUGCGGAAUGACCAGAUGGGCCCGCUGUCUGCAGCCAGCAUGGAGAGUGGGUCGUACCAACGGGGAUACGACUACAUUGUCAGACUGCACAUGUUGUGUGAGCUGCAGCACGGAGUGAAGGUGCUGCUGAGGAGGGAGGAUGCUGGGGAGCAGGAGGACGGGAGUCUGGACCUGGAGGCGCGGGCUCGCAUCACGCAGUCGUCCUUCCGCACGCGGGAACCUCUCUACAGCCUCAGGAGGUGUAUCAUCAACAUGGCUGGCAGUCCUGAUACAGUAGGUAAAGAGCUGGGACACUGCUGGCUCCAGAGUGCUAAGAUCGCCCGUAAGGCGGGUCAUCUCCAGACUGCCUACAGUUCCCUGCUGAACGCCAGCACCUACAGUCUACCUGAACUGCUGGUCGAGAAGGCCAAGUGGUUGUGGCAUCAGAAUGACCAGCACCAGGCCCUGAUCACCCUACAGAAGGGUGUGGCUGAGCACUUCUCUGACACUGCCUACAUGAACUGUGGCAGCUCCGAGGCAGCCAGCGCUAAAAAACACACACAUGCCAAGGCCCUGCUUCUAGUUGGUAGAUUGAUGGAGGACACUGCUAUGUAUGAUAGCAACCAAGUCAUGAAACAGUACAAGAGUGUUGUGGAGGUUUACCAAGAGUGGGAGGAUGGACACUUCUAUCUGGCUAAGUACUAUGACCGCAUCAUGACUACCAUGCGUGAAACACCAGUCAAGGCAGGAGAAAUCAUCCUGUACGUGGUGACGUACUUCGGGCGCUCCCUGCAGUACGGUAACCAGCACAUCUACCAGUCCAUGCCGAGGCUACUGGCUCUGUGGCUUGACUACGGAGCAAAGGUGUCAGAUUUGGAGAAAGCUGGAAGGGCAGAGAGGUCAAACAUGAGGGUUCUGCUCCCAAAACUUAACGAGAUUAUUGCAAAUCUCACCAGGAAGUUGGCCCCGUACCAGUUCCUGACGUCCUUCUCACAGCUCAUCUCACGCAUCUGUCACUCACACGCAGAGGUCCUCACCAGACUGGAGGAUAUUAUUGCCAUGCUGUUGGUGACCUUCCCACAGCAGUGUAUGUGGCUAAUGAUGGCUGUGUCUAAGUCAACAUCUCUGAUUCGGAAGAAGCGUUGCCAGGACAUCUUCAAGAAAGCCAAGUCCAUGAACAGUGAGCUCAACCAGUUCAUACAGGAUGCCACGAGGCUGGCUGACAAGCUCCUGGAGCUGUGCAACAAGCCGGUAGAUCCAGGUGUGCAACACUUCAGCCUCAGUCUGCACUUCAAGUCACUCAAGAGACUGCUGGAGGACAGGGCAUACUUCCUCAUGUGCAAACCUCACGAUGACCUGCGGAAAGACUGUCGGCUGAUGGAGUUCAAUGCCAUUGUCAAUAAAUGUCUGAGGAAAGACCCAGAGUCUCGCAGAAGGCAGCUGUACAUCAGGACAUAUUCAGUGGUUCCCCUGAAUGAAGAAUGCGGGCUGAUAGAGUGGGUAAACAACACCCACCCUCUACGUCAGGUGCUCAUCAAGAUCUACAAGGAGAAGGGCAUGUACACCAGGGCUAGUGAGUUCAAGCCUUUCCUCUCAAAGGACUUGCAAAAAGAGGAGAGACUGCACAUGUUUCAGAACACCAUCCUACCCAAACACCCUCCCGUGUUCAGGGAAUGGUUCCUGAAAGUGUUCCCUGAUCCAACCUCAUGGUACCAGGCCCGUCUGAACUACUGCCGCACCACAGCGGUCAUGUCCAUGGUGGGGUACAUCCUGGGGCUGGGGGAUCGGCAUGGAGAAAACAUCCUGUUCGACUCCACCAAUGGGGACUGUGUGCAUGUGGACUUCAACUGUCUCUUCAACAAGGGAGAAACAUUUGACUGGCCAGAGUUGGUGCCCUUCCGUCUCACACACAACAUGGUCAACGCAAUGGGUCCCCUAGGGUAUGAGGGGAUCUUCCGACGGGCCUGUGAGACAACCAUGAAAGUCAUGAGGGAACAGAAGGACCCUCUCAUGUGUGUGCUGAGGUCCUUUAUCUUCGACCCCUUGGUGGAGUGGUCCCGAGUGAACAAGAGCACCAGGUCUGUGGUUCCUGAGUCAGGAGAGAUCAGCAAUGAGAAGGCUAUGACACAUGUGAGGGACAUUGACCAGCGGCUUCAGGGGGUGUUCAAGAAGAUGCGAGGACUUCCACUGUCCAUCGAAGGCCAUGUUCACCAUCUCAUACAGGAGGCCACAUCAGACCUCCUGCUGUGCCAGAUGUACAUCGGAUGGGCAUCUUUCCUGUGACCUGGAGGGUCUGCUCUGGCCUAACAGAUUAAUGGUACAUGUACCUCAAAGGCCUACAGUAGGAAACAGUUGGAAAACACUUGACCUGGACUACAAGGGCUUAACUACUUCCUUAAUGCUAUUUUUGAAACAUGCAGAAAGGACUAUUUGUUGCUGAUUUCCUCACAGAUGUACGUGAAGGAUCCAACUCAGUCUUUGUUUUGUGGCAU
Branchiostoma floridae (Florida lancelet) is the source of this 7073-nucleotide messenger RNA. RefSeq names its product serine/threonine-protein kinase ATR-like. Gene Ontology annotation, cellular component: nucleus. Gene Ontology annotation, biological process: telomere maintenance; DNA damage checkpoint signaling; protein phosphorylation. NCBI's taxonomy places the organism in Eukaryota, Metazoa, Chordata, Leptocardii, Amphioxiformes, Branchiostomatidae. Gene Ontology annotation, molecular function: protein serine/threonine kinase activity; protein binding. The record is from RefSeq and is a predicted model, not a curated record.